Blastomyces dermatitidis ER-3 is the source of this 345-nucleotide messenger RNA. RefSeq lists its product as uncharacterized. Lineage: Eukaryota; Fungi; Ascomycota; Eurotiomycetes; Onygenales; Ajellomycetaceae. The transcript has 2 exons. The coding region runs from base 1 to 345 and encodes 114 amino acids. The record is from RefSeq and is a predicted model, not a curated record.
AUGAAAAUUGAGCUUCUUGAAGUCACUGUCUCUGAAACCAAGCUCUUCUCAGGCUCCUCUCUGAAUGACCACACAGGGUCAUAUGCUACUGUAUUGGCCGGGGGGGGAGGCAGUGUUGCAAUAGUGGUGAGGGGGGCAGAGAACAGACUGGAUAUGGAUGAACUAAUCAGCAGAAGGGAUGACAUCUCACUGCAAGGCAUGGUGACUAUCACUGCAGCUGUAAAAGAAGCAGGAGAAGAAGGAGAUGUGACAAUGAGAGUGAUGCUUUCACAGCUCAUUGACACUGCUGUCUCCACCUCCAACCUGGCUUUCUUGGCGGCCAUGAAGGCUGCCGCUGCACCAUGA